Molecule: messenger RNA, 2206 nt
Organism: Aethalodelphis obliquidens (Pacific white-sided dolphin)
Lineage: Eukaryota; Metazoa; Chordata; Mammalia; Artiodactyla; Delphinidae
Gene: LY6G6F
Product: lymphocyte antigen 6 family member G6F
Exons: 3
Coding region: 1456-1881 (141 amino acids)
Biological process (GO): acetylcholine receptor signaling pathway
Cellular component (GO): external side of plasma membrane
Molecular function (GO): acetylcholine receptor inhibitor activity
Source: RefSeq, a predicted model, not a curated record
UCUUGCCUUAAGGGUGUUCUCCAUUCCUGCAGCGUUGGUCUGUUACUCUUAGCUGCGUCUGUCGCUCCUGAACCGAUGUCUGUCAGCGUCUGUCACUUCCCCUCCUACUCCUUUCCCUCCCUCCCCUUGUCUCAAGCUGUUCUUUGCUCUCUCAUCUCCUUGUUUUUGUUUCUCUGUCUUUUGUCCUUCUGUGCAUUUAAGUCUGUCAAGGUCACUCUCCUUGACCUUGAGCCCCGGCCCAGAGUUGGCGAGCGGUGUUUGAGUGUGGGCUCAACAAUCCCCCACCCACCGGCCCACACACAGAGCCCAGCUGCAGCUGCAUAAGGGAGGACGCCGCCCAGCUUCCCAUUCCUUUGAUCCCCCCAAGCCUCAACAUUCUUACCCCGUAAUUAUCUCUCCCAGCCUUACUGCAUUAGAGGAAAGAAUCAUGGGUGCGGCCAGAGGGACUGAUGUGUUUCCACUGGUGCAGGGAUGAGGGUCAGAAAGACCAGGAAGGAAGGCAACGAUAAGAUUUGGGCAAUACGGGUGGUAGAGUCUAGAAGACGGGGGCUUAAGAGAUUGGGGAGAAGAGCUGCACCUGGGGAAUCAGGGCAGAAUGUACUGGGAGUAAGAGGCAGACAGGGUGGGGGAGAUGUGAGGUGGAGGUGAGGCAGAGGAGAGACAGGUAUCCACUGAGCAGCAGUUUUCAAAAUAUUUAUCUCAGGACCUCUUUACACGCAAGAAUUACUGAACACCCCAAAGAGCUUUUCUUAUGUAAGUUAUAUCAAUAUUUGCUAUAUGAGAAAUAGAAACAGAAUAUUUUAAUAGGUUCAUUUAAAAAUAAAAAAACAAUAAACCCAUUACGUGUUAACAAAGCAUAGUUUUGCGAAAAAUAAUCCCUUUCCCAACAGUACAGUGGGAAGAGUGGCACGGCUUUACCCUUUGGGGAAUCCAUUUAAGGUUGGGCUUAAUAGAAGAACUAGAAGAUGGCUGGGUUUUCACAUCUGCUUCUGCAUUCAGCCUGUUGGGAUUUGUUGUUUUGAUUGAAGUAUCUGAAGAAAAUCUGACAGAUAUGUAGUUGGAAGAGGAAGACGGUGGAGGACCCUCUAAAAGGGCCUUAGGGACCCGCAGGAGGUCUGGGGCCACCGUUUUAGAAUUGUUCCUGAGAUGGAAGAGUUUGGGGAUGCCAGAGGAUGCUGAGAGCUCUUUCUCCUGUGGGGGCCCCUCCCUGUCCCCACUGGGGCCCCGGUGGCUGCUGGAGGAGUCUCUUUCCUCCCUUUUUAUUGCCCUAUAAAGCCAAGGCAAGCACAACUGGAGAAAGCCCACGCGCAGCAACGAAGACCCAAUGCAGCCAAAUAUAAAUAAAUAAAUUUUUUUUUUAAAAAGCCCAAGGCAAGGGGGAUAAAAGGCUGGCAGAGCGGGGCCAGGGAGGCGGGUGGGCGGGAGGGAGAGGCGCUACAGACACAGGCAGACACAAUGAACCCCCUGUUUGCUGGGAUCCCGCGCAGCGCCCUGCUGUGGGCUGCCUUGGGAAACCGCAAGCGGUGCUAUGACUGCGGUGGAGGCCCCAGCGGCUCCUGCAAAGAGACCGUGACCACUUGCGGCCAGGGCAAAGGCUGCGGCUUCCUGGAGGGCAAACCCCAACCAGACCUGAGACAGACCAAGCCAUCUGGAAACCCCUCAGUGACCUUGAUUCAUCACCAUGCAGCCUGCGUGGCGGCCCAUCAUUGCAGUCGAGUGGAAACAGAGGUGGUGGGAGACGUGACUUAUAUGACCCACAGCGACUGCUGCGUCUGCGACCUGUGCAACAGUGCUGUGGCGAGCACUGCAGCCCCCGCGUGCAUCGUGGCUGCAGGGGUCACCGCCCUAGCCUGGCUCUUGCCAGGACUGUGGAGAGGGUAGUGGGAGUAGGGGAAGACAAGGGAGCAAGGGAGCAAGGGAACAAAGGGGAUCUGAGGUGAGAAGAUAAACACUCCUCUGUGAGCCAUUAAAAUCUACCGACCACUCUAGAGCUGACUGGAAAAUUCCAUCUUUUGUUGAUGGGAGGGCUGAUGGAGUAAUGUGGGGCAACCAGGCUCUAGUGUAGGGGUUAUCAAGGAUCAGUGGACUUAGUUGCAAUGGUGCACUGCUUAACCAACUAAACCCCAAAGGACAAUGGAGAAUCUGCCCUAUGUGACUCCUGCACCCUGUUGCUAGGGAGAAUCUUCCUUAGCAACGAGGAUCACUG